CAAAUCGGGUCCAGAAAUAAGUCGAGAAUCAGAACCAAAGAACAGAGAACUGUUGUCUAUUCUCCUACCCAAUCGGGGAAGAAGAAUAACGCGCGGGGAGACUCAGCUGUAGCAGGGAACAAUUAGGGCUCAGAGCUCGCGGAGAAAUGAAGACCACGAAGGGAGGCAAAGUCAUGAACCCUACCGAUGCCUAUCGGAAGGAGCUUCGUAAGCGCGAAUUGAAACGGAAUAAAAAAGAAAGGAAGAAGGUGAGGGAAGUGGGUAUUUUGAAGAAAGAUCCUGAGCAAUUGAGAGAGCAAAUUCAGAAGCUAGAAGUCAUGAAGGCAGAAGGUGCUCUGGACAAAGCAAGAAAACACAAGAAGAGGCAACUUGAAGAUACCCUAAAUCUUGUUAUCAAGAAGAGGAAGGAAUAUGAAGAUAAAUUGAAAGAUAAGGGUGAAGCACCAGUUAUGUUCAGUCAUUUGGGACCACCUCCACGAAGGCGGGCUACUGCUGAAGAGGAAGAUAGGGUCAAACACCCAAAACCUGAGGACUCGGUCUAUUAUCACCCUACACUAAAUCCUACUGGAGCUCCUCCUCCUGGGAAGCCUCCCAUGUUUAAAUCAUCAAUAGGACCUAGAAUACCAUUGUCAGAGGCUUCAUCUAGUGGUGCUGGAUCAUCGUCAAUGCUUGAAUUAGAGGAUGGUGGUUUACCCGCCUCUCUUCCACUUCCUUCACCUCCUUACCCAAGUAAUGCAGAUUCUGUAGAUGGUUCAAUGAUGCCUUCAUCUUUGCCUUUACCUCCUCCACCUCCUAUGCCUCCAAAACCCGCAACGGCAGACUUGGACACAUCGUUGCCAACACCUCCUUUGCCACCACCUCCUCCUGGACCCCCACCAAAGGAACAUGGAGGAAUUCACUCGUCACUCCCCCCACCCCCACCCCCACCACUCCACCAUUCUGCUCAACCUCCUCCACCGGGUAUUGGUGGAAAUGAACUGGGAAAAAGUCAGCCUGGGAAAGUGGAGGAUCCAUCAUCAAUGGAACAAGCCAAGGCUUCAGUUACUCUUCCUCCACCACCUCCACCUCCUGGGUUACAAUUAAGGUCUGAAGGGGCAUCUUCUGAAAAUGACUCUAAAGCUCCCUUAGGAGGGACGGAAGAUCUGCUAAGAAUGGCUCCGCCACCUCCACCUCCUCCAAGGCAACAGCCUUUAGUUCCUGGACCUGCUAUAAUCCCAUCUUUGCAAACUGAUAUGUUGCCUCCAGGAAUUUCUCGGUUCCCUCCACCUUCACCUCCUACAGAUAUGAGGCCACCACCCGGAAUUGUUGGCCAACCUCCUCCCCCUGGAGUAAUGGUUCCACUAAUUCCUAGGCCACCCUUUGGACCUCCACCGAUGAUGAGACCACCACUUCCGCCCGGGCCACCUCCUAUGCCGCAGGAUAGUACCAGGCCACUCAUUUCUCAAAAGCCAUCCUAUGUUAAAUCAGCUGCAUCAACGGUUAUUAAGAGGCCUCUUGCUCAGCAUACUCCAGAACUUACUGCUAUGGUUCCUGCAUCUGUGCGUGUUAAGAGAGAAUCUGCUCUUCCAAAAUCAAAACCAAAGCCAUCAACAACAGUUGUGGCCAACCAGCCCAUGUUUACUGCAGCAGUUUUGAAGCAAGAAUCCACCAGUUCAUCUCAACCAAAGCCACAAAGUAUCGAUGACUCUUAUAUGGCUUUCCUGGAGGACAUGAAAGCUCUUGGUGCUCUUGAUGGCAACAAAUGACCCAACGGAUAGAUGGAAACUUGGGAAGGUGCAAAAGGGACAACUAGUAGCUACGACUGUGUGUGUGAUGUUCUAAGAAUUUAUUUAAUAGGGCAUCAUGUUAUCCGAUCUGGUGGAGGUUUGGGGGGGUAGGAGAGGAGGGUGUAGAAAGGACAUUCUUUUCUUGAAUUUUCUACUUUUCCAUUCUGGUUGGCAAUCUGCUGUAGCCGGACAGAGUACGAAUGUACUACUUCAGAUAAAGAAUACUUUUGUUUCAGCUUACAAGUUGCCCACUAACUAUAUAUUGUGAAUGGGAAAUCUUCUCUUUCAGCUUA
Ipomoea nil (Japanese morning glory) is the source of this 2059-nucleotide messenger RNA. Its product is annotated as formin-like protein 20. The transcript is spliced from 9 exons. Gene Ontology annotation, cellular component: spliceosomal complex. The record is from RefSeq and is a predicted model, not a curated record. The coding region runs from base 147 to 1745 and encodes 532 amino acids. Lineage: Eukaryota; Viridiplantae; Streptophyta; Magnoliopsida; Solanales; Convolvulaceae. Gene Ontology annotation, biological process: mRNA cis splicing, via spliceosome.